AUGGCCAGUGAGCUGCCACGCGCAAGAACCUGGGCGGCACGGGCGGCAUCUGCUGCGCUGGCGGCAGCCUCCACAAACAUCCCGGCGGUCGCCACUGUACCCAACGACACUCCCCAGGCCACAGCCCUGCAGUCGCGCGAAACAGCAAAGGAAGGAGCUCUGCAUACUGCGCUGCAGUCCCUCCCUCCAAUGCCGGCUGGGUGGAAGCCUGGGGAUCCCAUUCCUGGUCUGACGCCCGCUGCAGCCCCUGGAUCCGCCGUCAACUCCCCGGAACCCCAACCCAUGCGAGCCCCGGCCCCAGCCCCACUCCUCAAGUCUUUGGACUUUGUGUUGAAUGCAGACUUCGACCCUGGAGAACUGGAGUUUGGCGACGGGAGCAGCAGCGAGGACGACAGCUCUGAUGGGGAGGAAAGCUUCUGA
This is a messenger RNA of Auxenochlorella protothecoides, 420 nucleotides long. RefSeq lists its product as hypothetical. Lineage: Eukaryota; Viridiplantae; Chlorophyta; Trebouxiophyceae; Chlorellales; Chlorellaceae. The transcript has 2 exons. Bases 1 to 420 code for a protein of 139 amino acids. The record is from RefSeq and is a predicted model, not a curated record.